This is a messenger RNA of Spirodela intermedia, 1038 nucleotides long. The record is from the annotation of a GenBank genome assembly. Lineage: Eukaryota; Viridiplantae; Streptophyta; Magnoliopsida; Alismatales; Araceae.
AUGGAGGAGGAGGUGAGAUGCUUCAUCCGGGUAUGGCUCGUCGCCGUUCCGGCGGCGUUCACUUACUGUUAUUCCCUCCUUUCUCUGCUCCGGGCAGGGAAGUGGCGGCUCCUCGCCCUUCUCCCCGUGGUCGUCCUCUUCGCGCUCCUGCCUCUCUCCUUCUCCACCGUCCAUGGCAGAUUGAUCUCCGCCUCCAUCCUCUCCUGGCUCGCCAUAUUCAAGCUCCUUCUCUUCGCCUUCGACCAUGGCCCGCUCUGCGACGCCAGCGCAACAAAACGGCUCUCCCUCCCGUCGUUCUUUGCCAUCGCCUCGCUUCCCAUCAUGAUCAGACGAAAACCACCGUCGUCCCCACGCUCGGGGAGAGCGGAUCCAGUCCUCACUCUCCUCGGUUUCGCCGUGAAGGGCCUCAUCCUGGCCUCCAUCAUCUCCCUCUACCCCCAGAGGCCCCGUUUCCACCGGGGCGUUGUCCUCGCGCUCUACACUAUCCAUAUGUACUUGGCGCUGGAUCUGGGGCUCGCCUGCGCCGCCGCCUUGGGCCGUGCGUUGCUGCCGGCGGGGACGGCACUGGAACCGCAGUUCGCCCCGCCGUAUCUCUGCUCGUCGCUCCAGGAUUUUUGGGGGAGACGGUGGAAUCUGAUGGUCUCCGGCAUCCUCCGCUCCGCCGUUCAUGAUCCAAUCCGGGUCAGAUGGGGCCCCACGGCCGGCGUGAUGGCGUCGUUCCUGGUCUCCGGGUUGAUGCACGAGGUCAUCUUCUUCUACGUGACCCUCCAGCCGCCGACCGGGGAGGUCGCGUCCUUCUUCGUCCUCCACGGGCUCUGUACGGUCGCCGAGAUAGCGGCGAAGAGGUGGUGGACGGGGCGGGGAAUGACGCCGCUGCACCCCGCAGUGGCGACGCCGCUGACGAUCGGGUUCUUGCUGGCGACCGGUCGGUGGUUGUUCGCGCCGCAGAUACUGAGGAUUUCAGCGGAGGAGCUGAUAGUCAAGGAGGCAGAGGCGGUGGGUUUCCUGUUCACGGGGGUUGUGGCAAGAGCGGGGUGA